UGUGUGUGUGUGUGUGUGUGUGUGUGUGUGUGAGUGCGUGCUUUUGUGUGUAUGAGGGAGGCGUGUAUGUAUGAGGUCCAUCCGCGCCUGGGGCUGCAUUAUGUGUAGACCUGUAGUGUCCCAGCAUUUCAACUUAAUUAACUAAGUAGACUCACGAAAUUUGGGACAUUGCAAUAAGAUAAUUAAAAUAAAAUACAUUUCAAUGAAAAACAUCCAUGCCCAUAAAUAAAUGAGAAAGUUUUUGUGUUUGCUAUAUUUAAACCAGAAUCCAAGUGGAGGGAUUUACUGCCUUUGAGAUGCCGGGUGGAGAAACCACGUGCAUGUAUGAGUUCAUGAGUUAUCGGCUCUUUGGGAAUGCAGACAUGAAAUACAUUAUGCGUUUAGCUGCGUUGCGUUAUGCUCUACAAAACUAUGGAGAAUAUGUGAACAAAUUGACAGGUGAGUCUGGAAAGGGCAAAUCUGACAGCUCAAGAGUUAAAAACGCCAAACUCUUUUUUGAACUGCAUAGCAUUGAGUUUAAAAAAACUGAGUCGUCAUCGAUGGACAAGUGUGUUCUUAUGUCAUUUACUGAUCUUGUUCGUGAAAUUGCCAAUACAGGACAAGGACCAUUUUACGUGGAAUUUUUGCGUGGUGCACUGAACUGCAAAAUUAAACAAAUCUUCGAUUUUGGAUUAUACAAACAAAAUCUUUCAAAAAUACCCGGUUUGUAUGUUACCUUGACAACCAGUUCACCACCUGAACGAGAACUGAAUAUUUUCCGGAUGAAAACUGUUAGGCAUGGUCUAUCAAACAAUUAUAAAAUAGUACCUCUGUUAAAAAUCGAGGAUUGCCCUGAAACUGCUAUUUAAUAAAUGGUACGAUGGACACAAAUUAAAGGUACCUGCGGUUUUUGCGUGUUAAAAUAUUACUUUAUUGGACAUUUCUUUUCGUAUCAGGAAAUUGAAGAAAGCCAAGAAAAUGUGAAUACGUUGGAAAAUAUGUACUAAUGUUGUUUUUUUUUACUUAAAUGGAUGCCGUUGAUGCUCUUAAUAUAACAUGUUUAUAUGUAUUUUAUCAAUCAUAAUUAUAUUAAUUCAUAACGUCACGGAGAUGAUAAGUAGAGCUAUAGCAAGUAGAAAAUUGAUUAUCUGUGUCUUUAAAGGAGCCUUUUCACGUUUUGGUAAAUUGAUAAAAUUAAAAAAAGUUGUUUCAGAUUAGCAAAUUUUCGUUAAAGUUACGAUAAUUGCGAUGAAACAGUAAUACUUCACAUUUACAAUGCUCUAAAUUGCCGUUAUAUGCAUCAUUUGACGAUUACAACACCUGAAAAUUAUAAAGCGUUGAAACGCGAAACGAUUGGAUAAUUUGGAAAGUUCUGUUGUUGUCGUUAUAUUUUGUGAAACUACGAGGAUUGCUUAUAUAAAGAAUAACGUAAUACCUCAUUGUAUGAGCACGCAUGGCCGAGUGGUCUAAGUGGGUAGACUUUUACU
Dreissena polymorpha is the source of this 1466-nucleotide messenger RNA. RefSeq lists its product as uncharacterized. The record is from RefSeq and is a predicted model, not a curated record. The transcript is spliced from 3 exons. NCBI's taxonomy places the organism in Eukaryota, Metazoa, Mollusca, Bivalvia, Myida, Dreissenidae. Bases 297 to 848 code for a protein of 183 amino acids.